AUGGACAUGAUGAAACAGAAGAUGCAUAGAUACCCUACAUGCCUUGGAGCUGUCGACAAGUCUUAUACCGUGCCAAGGAUCGUGGCCAUCGGCCCCUACCACCAUGGCCUGGAGCACCUCAAGCAGGCGGAGAAAGUGAAGCACGUCGCCGCCUGCCACUGCAUCGGGGACGUCCAGCUACUGGAGGAGAUGUAUGAAAAGUUCGUCUCCGUCGCUGAUGAUGCUCGCCGCUUCUACGACAAGGAUGUGAUUGAAGGUAUCAGCUAUGAUGACUUCCGACAUAUGAUGUUCUUUGAUGCUUGCUUCUUGAAUACACGGGAGCUUACCAAUAUAUUUCAUGAUGUCAUGCUACUUGAGAACCAGCUCCCAUGGAAGGUGGUCGAGAAAGUCCUGAGCUUCAUGGCAGAGGAUGACCCAGAUGGGCCAUCGAUACCCAAGAGGUUCGUAUAUAAAUUAAGGUACUGUAUGCAGCCAGACGACCAUCGUGAGCGUCCCGAAGAAGAAGAGUCUUUUAACUGGGAUGAUGAAUACAGACCGCCGCAUCUCCUUGGCCUCCUCCACUACUACAUUGUUGGACGAAGAAGCUACAUUGAUAAGGAGAAGGACGAAGAACCCAAGAACUUGUCGUUUUUUGUCAGUGCCAUGGACCUUGCCGAAAUCGGCAUCACGCUCAAGGCCAACAAGACGAUGCAGCUCCUUGACAUGCAUCUCAAUCAGAAAGGGGAUGUCUUCAUUGAGCUCUCAUUGGCGCCGUUGUCCCUGGACCGCCACCGUGCAAGCCACCUCGUCAGCAUGGCGGCUUUCGAGCUGUGCACGAUUGAAAGCUUCGGAGCUAGGAGUGCGAGAGAUGAGGACUCUGCUGUCUGCUCCUACGUUAUGCUCCUGGCCAAUUUGGUAUACAGGGAGGAGGACGUGCAGGAGCUACGGGAGAGGGGUCUCCUGCAGAGAGGAGGAGGGCUCACCAACUCGGAGGCGCUCGCCUUCUUCACCAGCGUCCAAGGUCUGCGCUUCGGACCAUGCUACACUCGCAUCAUGAAACAGAUCAAGAACUACAGGGACAAUAGCCGGAUGAAGACAAAGCUGCACGCGUUCGUCCACUACCACAAGAAAACCAUCGCCGCGGUUGUCACCGGCAUUGGUGCGGUUGGCGGGAUCAUAGGGACACUCCUGUCGAUCAAAAAGUCCAUUUGA
Messenger RNA from Miscanthus lutarioriparius, 1191 nucleotides. The record is from the annotation of a GenBank genome assembly. NCBI's taxonomy places the organism in Eukaryota, Viridiplantae, Streptophyta, Magnoliopsida, Poales, Poaceae.